This is a messenger RNA of Ostrea edulis (European flat oyster), 3612 nucleotides long. Its product is annotated as type 2 phosphatidylinositol 4,5-bisphosphate 4-phosphatase-like. NCBI's taxonomy places the organism in Eukaryota, Metazoa, Mollusca, Bivalvia, Ostreida, Ostreidae. The transcript has 8 exons. Gene Ontology annotation, biological process: phosphatidylinositol dephosphorylation. Gene Ontology annotation, cellular component: phagocytic vesicle membrane; late endosome membrane; plasma membrane. Gene Ontology annotation, molecular function: phosphatidylinositol-4,5-bisphosphate 4-phosphatase activity. The record is from RefSeq and is a predicted model, not a curated record. The coding region runs from base 150 to 866 and encodes 238 amino acids.
UGCAUAAAUUCAAAUGAUUAUAAAAUAUCGUCGGCCAAACGAAAUCAUAUAAAACUUGAUAUCUCCUGUAACAGACUCGUGACUGCUAGCGUGACUGGAUUGGGAAAUUUGAUCAAGCAAGAUAAAAACAAUUAUAGAUCUAUUCUAUCAUGGCUGAGACUGCUCAGGAAAGUUCUUACGAUAAUCCGAAUCUUGACGCACCACCACCUGGCCAGGCACCACAGCCCAUUCUACCUGAUGAGUUGCCACCACCAUACACUCCCACCCCUCAAGGGGGGAUCCCCAUGAUCAACUGUAAAGUCUGCCAGGCAUUGAUCAAUGUAGAGGGAAAGCAAAACCAGCAUGUUGUCAAGUGUACUGUCUGCAAUGAAGCCACCCCAAUUAAGGGACCACCACCAGGGAAGAGGUACAUACGAUGCCCCUGUAACUGUCUGCUGAUCUGUAACAGUACAGCAAACAAGAUAGCAUGUCCACGACCAAACUGCAAAAGAGUUGUCAAUUUAGGGGGUCCAACUCAGGUCAUCGUGCGCAAUCCUGGAACAGAGAGAUUUAUCUGUGCAUACUGUUCUCAGGUGUUUCUGUACCACGUGGGUGGCUGGAGCCAGCUUACUCGCUGUCCUCACUGUCGCAAAGUUUCUUCUUGUGACGGUGCAAACCAGAAAACUCGCUGUGCCAUUUAUCUUAUUCUGGGAAUUAUUUUCCUUGGGGCAGGAAUUGGAGUCACGGUUGGAACUUACGAGCUAGCGAGUGAAUCGGGUGGAAUCUACACGGUGUGGAUUGGGGCAUUUGUGAUUGGCAUCUCGUUUCUCAUCAGAGCUUGUUACAUUGGGUCAAUUAGGGUCAGUCAGAGAGCAUCUCCUCACUAAGAUCACCACGGACAUGAAUUCGAUGGAUUCCUGAUAAGAUCACCACAAAUAUGAACUUGCUGGAUUCCUGAUAAGAUCACUACGGACAUGAACUUGAUGGAUUCCUGAUAAGAUCACUACGGACAUGAACUUGUUGGAUUCCUGAUAAGAUCACUACGGACAUGAACUUGCUGGAUUCCUGAUAAGGGAUCCAGACCGGAUGUUCUUCUAUUGCAUGUACCUACUUUUUCUACAGUCCUUGAAUAAAAAUGACAAGGCAAAAACCAUUAACCAUUCCAUUACAUUGAUUAGCUACAAAGAACAUGUUAUAAUUUUAUGGAGCAGGGUACAUAUUUCUUUUUUAUAUGUGCAAGUGUUUUUCUAUCUUGUAAUAUGAAUUGGCUAAUUAAUGUUGAUUUUGAAAUAAAUAGACCUUUUUAAAUGUAUGCAGUUAGUCAAAGUGAUAAAAUAAGUGUGUCAUAUUAUAGUAUUUUUUGACUUAGCUUUAGGACAUUGCCCCCAACCCCCUUUUCACACUUUUAUCUACAUUUUAAAUGUCUUCUCUUUCAUUAAACACUGCAAACAUUGUACCUUAACUGUUAAAAAUGUUUUGCAUGUGAUGAGAAAUUGGACAUAAUCAUACAUGUAUCUAUACUAUGUUAGAUGACCUGUGAUAUAGAUUUUUUUAAAUGUUGUGUAUUUUACAGUAAUUACUGGUAUGUAUACUGUGUAAGAGUUGUGUUUCAUUAGUGAUUUGUAAUAAGCCGAUUAUUUGUCUAUAAUUCCAAUGUUAUUUAUUACAAUUGUUUUGAUUGGACAAAAAUAAAGCUGAACAAGAGUUUACACAUCAAUAAAUCCGAAAACGCGAUGUAUUCAUACACGCCUGAAAACAAAUAACAUAGUGCGGGGAAACUAUUCAAAUUUUUGCAAUUGUUAAUAAAGUGAAUGAAUUGGAAUUAUAAGAAUCAAACAUUCUUUUUGAAGAAUAUAUUGAUGUGUAAACUCCAGACAUUUUACUCACAAACUUAACAUAAAAAUACUUAAGUCAUAAACUGAUGCUUUGGUGCAAUAGUCUACUGGUGUAGAGUUGUAAUGAUGAUGAUCCAUCAAAACAAAGAACUGCACGGAGAUCAAAUCCAAUUUAUUGUCCUGAAAGAGUGACUAAAAUGGAUACAAGAGAAUUUUGAAAGUUUGUUUUUAUUUCUGAUUUGUAAUUGAUCUUUUAUUAAGGAUAGACAGGGCAAUGGUAUGGAAAAAAUAUUUGUCAAUGAAUUUUCCUAAUACUGGGUAAAAUUGUGGUAGGACCCUCAAUACAAAUACCAUAUAACGAGUAUUUUCUGCUUGUGGAAAUUAUCUUGAUUUGAUCCCUUAAAAGUUAGUAAAUUAUAUUCUGCGUUUUCAAUUUUUGUUGUUGCAUUAUACCUACAUCUAUAUAUUUCCUCCCUGCAAAAAAAUGAACAACCGUAGAAAAUACCCAUUAUAUGGUAUGUUCUAUGUGGAAGUUAAAGUCAUUGUUAAGAUUUUUGAGCUUGGAAGAGUAACCUUCCCUGAAUAGCUGUGAAAUGUUGAACGUUAUCAGUGUUCUGCCUAUCCUUAAAACUAAUUGAAUGUUUGAUUUUUUAAGAUGUCAUGUGACCAGGUUAAAAAAUGUACAAAUAUAUAUAUUUUCUUAACAAACUAACAAAUUAUAAUCUUACAACUGUACGUAUACUGUAGAUUUCGUUCACUUUGUGCUCAUGAUUGUAUAUCAGUACAGAGACUGCUGACUAAAAGAGAACCAGAAUAGAGUAUAACAUGUUUAAUCUGGAUAUUGUAAAAUCUGAAAUAAAGGGGAAACUUAACACAUAUUUUGGAAGCAAACUUCGAACUGUGUCAUUAGAAAUAUUUAAUAUUCCGGAGGUUGUCUCUUAUCCAAAGAUUUUUUUUCUAGCACCAUGCUGGUCUGGAUUAGACAACUUUCACUACGAUUCUACCAAGAGCAUACAGUGAAAUACUAUAUACAUUGUAUAUGCUUUUGUUAUUAUAUUCUAUGUGCACCACAAAAUACUUACAAUUAUUUGCAUUAACAUUUAUUUGUACUAGCUUUUGUAGAUGUGUUGUAUUCCCAUUAAUGGAUUAUCUGAAUUACAGGAAUUGGCUCAUGGUGGCUGUGAUGAUGUAAAUAGAAUUAAAUGUACCCCAUUACUAUCAUAACCAGACUGGUCAGAUGCAGAAUAUCUUUAUAUAAUGGUGUCUAAAGUUGUGUAGAGGUGGCAAGAACAUUCUUAAUUAAGCUCGUUAGUAAAACAAAAUGUUGAUAAGUAUUUAUGGUGCAACAUCUUGUUUUGUGCCAAGUUUGCAUAAUGAACUUAGCAAUCAAGUGUGUGCCAAAAAUUCACAAUAGUUAGAGAGUUUGAGCUUUUCAACCACUUAAUCACAUUGUUGGUUUAUGUGCUGUUGUUUAUACACUGUGGGUUAAGUUGAAUUUGCAUUCUAGAACUAGUUAGUUCAAGAAAUGUACUUCGAAUGAAAGUGAUUGGAUGUUUUCUUCAAACUACUGAAAUGUUUGUACAAAAUAAUUGAAAUGGAAUUUGAGCCAGCAAUUUUGUUCCACAAUAACUUGAGAAAAAUGUCUUUGUUUAUAUGUUUUUGAUGAUUUUACCGAUGACAGAAUAUUCCUAUGUAGUUGUUUGUACUUUAGUAGGAUUGCAUGUUAUAAAUUCUUCUUCUUUUUUUUUAAGAAGUACACAUACAUGUAUACACAUGAAAAUAAAUUUUAUUAUCUUGG